AUAGUCUUGUUGGAAAAGACCUAUUUGAACGGAUGAAAAUAUUCGUGUAUUACGAGUUGUUAUUGUUAAAAAUUUCCGUUACAAACAUGAUUACUUUAUACACAUGAACGUUUAUAUCGUGAACUGUAAAGACCAAAGGAUGUUUAUCAAGCAAUUAUGUUGCAUACAUCGAGAAUUGACUUAAACUAUAUACGAGAUAUACUUUGUUUAAUAUGAGAAAUUAAAAUCAUGUAUAUUACCUGUAAAUGUUGGAUAAUUUUACUUUUCCUAUUCUCAUUAAUUUGGAGAGUUAAUACAUAUAAAGCAGAACAAAUUAUUCGUCGUGGUCCAGGUCAAGAUCCACAAUGUGCAGAUCCUUUAAUUAAUUCAGCGGAUAAAUUUCCUGAUGCUUCAUUCUCAUCUAGUAGUGUAUGGAAGAAUGCAACGGAUUUUCAGCCAUUUAGAGCUAGAUUAACGGAGGUAUAUGGAAGUAAUGAGCAUACAAGUGGUUAUGCCUGGUGUCCAAAUACACAUGUUGAAGAUGGCCUACGGGAAUGGAUUCAAGCAGAAUUCUCACAUUUAGUUAUCAUCAGUGUCAUUUUCACAGUUGGACGUGGUGAUGGAAAUGUAAAAGAAUAUAUGCCAAAUUUUGUUUUACGAUACCAACGGGAAGAUAAUGGUAUCUGGUAUGAACAUGUAAAAAGUGAUGGUACACGAGUGCUUAAAGCAAAUAGUGAUCCACGAAAUAUUGCUAGGACUACACUUGAUUCAGUUGUUAUCGCUAAACGUAUACGCAUUUAUCCCUAUAGCCAUCGAUCGAAACAACAAGUAUGCCUACGAUUCGCACUGUAUGGAUGUAAUUUCCCAGAUGGUGUCACUUCCUAUUCAAUGCCUCAAGGUGAUACAGUCACAUAUGGUCGACCAUUAUUUGGCUCACUGUAUUCAGUACCUCAUAGUUUUCAAGACUUAACAUAUGAUGGUCAAUUAAUUGAAUCAGAUAAUCAAUUGAUGGGUGGAAUUGGUCAGUUGAUGGAUAAUGUGGCCUAUCUGGGCAAUGUUACACUACUGUCAGACUCACAUCCUACUCAACCUGGUUUUCAUUUUGUUGGAUGGCAAAUCCCAAAUAGAGAUUUACGUAUUGUCUUUAAAUUUGAUGAAGUGCGAAGUUUCAUUUGGCUGAGAAUAUUUACAUUUGACUCUAUCCCACUGCAAUCACGUGUUUUUUCAAGAGCUGUUGUUGAAUUCAGUAUGGAUGGAAAGAGCUUCGGUAAACCAGUUGAAAUUUUAACUAGUCGUGCACGUAUGGUUGAUCCUAAUCAAAUCAGUUCAACAAAACUAUCAAUAUCUGAUAUGCAUUCAUCAAGAGUGAAAAGAUCACCGAAUUCAGUCAGUACACUAACUCAAGAAACUAUUGUUUAUAGUAAUCGUGAUUGGGAUGGUGCACUGGUUGUACAAAUGCCUUUGACCAGUCAUACAGGACGUUAUGUCAGUCUUACGCUAACACCAAGUGAUUCAUGGAUUUUGUUAUCUGAAGUACAGUUCAACUCUACUAUUGUACAACCGGAAUCUUUAUUAGCAAAUAAUGAAGAGGUUGAUUCACUGACGAAAUCGGUGGGUGGGAAUUCUAACUCAGGUGAUUCACAUGAGCAGAACAGUCAUCUAGAUGUAAAUUUAUUCCGGAAUUCACCAUUGGCUGCUGAUCCAGAGACAAAUAAACAAGCGAACAAAAUGAAUAGUGGUUCAGAAGUUCAAUCACCAAUUGUUGGUAAUGAAAAAUCAUCUAUAUCAACUCAUGAUGAAAGACUUUCAGGUGCAGAAAGUUCGAGUAACGGUGAAAAUUAUUACCUUUCAUCGUCAUCAUCAGCAGCAGCGUCAGCAUCAGCGUCAUCAUCAUCGUCGAAGUCAAUGUCUACAUCGACAACACCAUCAACGCAGUUACCUCAAAUUAUUGUCAUUGUAUCUUAUGUAUUAGGCGGUAUAUUAUCCUUAUUUAUUCUACUCGCUUUAAUAAUUAUUGUACAAAGAAGAUGUCGACAUCAUUUACACUUUAAACAUCAAUGCUGUAAACAGUUGGCAGUAGAGACAACAGGAAUUUCAUCCUCUAAUCCAUCCGGUGGCUUUUAUUCACCUAUCUCCCUGAUUGGUGCAUACGGUAACAAUAAUAAUCCUAAUAAUAAUAACAACAGUCUAAUGAAUUAUAAUGUUGUGAAUACAAUGAAUAUUCCUGAGGCUGCAAAACUACUCCAAUCAAUACCAACACUCUCACCGAAUGCUAGGACAACAGAGAAUUUUGUACAUAACUGUCUACCGAAUGGUAGUGGAGGUGUUGGUGUGGUACACCAUCCGAACAGCCUAUUACAGUAUGCUAUGAAUAAUAGUAAUAACAAUAACAAUAAUACUUCAGUUACAGACAGUAAUUCGGUGAUUGUGAAUAACAAUAAUAAUAAUAAUACAAAUAAUACUCGUUUCGGUGGAACUGGUGGUGUCGGUAAGUUGGACUACGUGUCAUCUGUACCCCCACCACUGCCACCCGCUAAUUUAUUAUUACCUCGUGUACCUCAGACAACAAUGUAUGGCGGUGUCAGUGAUGCAAAUGUGAACAGCACCACCACCAACAAUAAUGAUCAAUUUAUUGCACAGACAAGCCUGUAUAUGCAAACAAAUCCAAAUCGGUUGGCUACUACACUUGUUGCUAGUGAUUUGAACAGUUUGGGUGGAAUGAAUAAUUUUAUGCCUAGUUACAUUGUUCUUCCGUCACUGACGACAAACAGUGGUUAUAUCUUACAGCCAAUUAUAACAUCAACUAUGGAAAGGCAAUAUCAUGCGAACAAUUGUGAUAAUAGUAAUGAUGAUGAUGACAGUCGAGCACAAGAUAGUGCUAGUCUGUAUACAAGUAUACGUAAUAGUCUAGUCAACAGUAAUACUAUUUAUUCUGGAGUCAGUGGGACAAAUUCAGAACAAGCUGAUGGGUGUUACAGUCCAAUUUUAGAAAAUCAAACUUUAUUACAUCCAUAUCAUUAUGAUGAGAAUGUGAACCAUACUGGCGAUGAUUCAGGAAAUAUGGUUUUGGAGAAAGAAAGAUCUCCCUGUGUCACUAUGGUAGAUAAACAGACGAAUCUGGUUAAUAGUCACAAUGGUGAAGAUAAUUCAACACUUUUGAAAGAUGUUCUUCCUAUUUCCCUCCGACAACAACAACAGCAGCAACAACAGUAUGGCAAUGAUAACAGUUAUCUUUCAAAGAUAUUUGCUUCUGGAAGGAAUUCUAGUGGGAAAUCAAAGCGCAUCGAUUCUGAAGAACAAACAACUCUGAUGAGGAGACAAGGAGAUGUUAAAGGGCAGCAGUCAUGUGGUGAAUUGUCAACGAAACAAGGUGUCACCAACCAUCUGGUAAACCGGAGAAAAAGACGUCCCCUAUCACAACAAAUAUCUUCAUUUUUCCUAAAAAGCAAUAACAGUCACAGAUCUUCUGUACACUCAUUGCCAGAUAGUGAUGAAAAACUCCACCCAUCGAAUGUGAUACAUUCUGGAUGUAUAAAGAGAUCUUCAAUUCCCUGCCAAAAUGUUAUCCCACCGCAGUCAAUACUACAAUUAUCCCCAAGAAGAUCAUUUUUAUUGCUACCAUACGGUAGGUUGGAGAUAUUUUUUGCAUGAUGAUGAUGAUGAUGGUGACGGUGAAUGCUUUCUUUCGCGUUCAAUUACAUUGCAUUCAUCCUCUAACACAAGACAUUAAUACACAAAUUAAUAUAAAUCACUGACUGGUGUCCUGAAUAUGCUAGUGCGUCGAUAUUUGGAUUUACGCCACCACCAUCCGAUCUGUCAGACGGAGUAUCUAUUAACUGUGGAGACAAUAAUAUCCCAUCGAAUUAUUAUCGUCCUAUCGUUUCACGACUUGGCAAUUAUCCAAUGUCUGGUUUAACAGCACUGAAUACAAAUCACAACGGACCUACUUCAUUACCACUUACAGGACCCACAUAUGAAUUACACACAACGCAUAUUUCACCAAAUCUAGUUUCCAGUAACACUGGUACUAUCAUUAAUAAUACUGGACAAUUUCAUUCUACUUUAAAUCAACAAAACCCAGCAGGAUUUCUAUUUCUUCCACGUUCACAAAUCGGAGAAGGUGGAUUUACUGGGGCAGGUAAUAUGAUAAAUCGUAUAUCACUUACUGCUAACCAGUUUCAACAGUUGAAUCAAAACAACACUCCGUUUAUCUCGACAAUUAACGGAGAUCCAUACAAUAUCUAUCAGGCAGCUGGAAUGAACUUGCCAGUUCAAUCGAAUUUACAAAUGCAUCAGCAUAACCACCACCAACAACAACAGCAACAGCUGCAACUGCAACAACCAGUUGAAUAUAAAUUACCCAAACGAACUGAUGAUAUAACCUGGCAAUCGUCAUUAAUGAAUCCUGAGUCAACAAUGAUACAUUCUGAACCUCAAACACCAUUAACAGAACAAUGUUUAAGUAAUUCAGAAACAUCAUGGCCAGGAACUGUAAAUAAUAAUAGUAAUAAUAAUGGUAAUAACAAUUACAGAACAUUAAAUAUUACAGAAAUGAAAAAUGGUACAUUGAAGAAUAAUUAUUUCCUACCUGUAAUGAAUACUUCAACAACACUGAAUAGUAAUUAUAACAAUAAUAAUAAUAUUAAUGAUGAACGAUCGUAUUUCCCUUCGCAUCAACUUAUUUAUCCUUCAUUUCCACCUCCACCGAUCUCUGGGACAUUAAUGAUAACAACAUCAAUAGCAUCACAACCACAACAGUCAUCACUCCAAACGACAACAAUAACAACAGCAGCAGCGACAAACACGGUGACAUCAAAUGGACCAAAUAUGUCAUCUCGAGGUAGUCCAGUCGGUGCAGCAGCAACAUCAACUGGACCUGAUGGAGGUGGUGGUUAUACAGUAAAUGAGAGCACAAAUUCUGGUCCUCCUAUGUCUUUUUAUUCUGUAUGCAUAUAACACAUUUCUGUAUAUGCAUAUGACAGCGUUUGUGAGUGUGCGUGUGUGUGUGAGAGAGAGAGAGUUUGUGAAGGUACUGGUAAGCACACAAAUGUGGAAUAAAAACAAUUUUUACAGAUACACAUAUUUUUUGCCUUAAUUUCUAUAAUAAUAAUAAUAACAACAACAGGGAAUUCGAUUUCAUACUCGUAAUAUUCCUACAGAAUGAUAGCACACUUUGACGACUAACUUCUCAUUUACUCAUGAUACUCCACCCACCUACUUUUACUACUUUCCCAGCACACACCGAACUCCUUCAGAAACAUGAAUUGUCAGUUGAUGAAAAAAGAGAAUUUUUGUCAGUUUGGUUUUAUUUUUCUUGUACAAAAUACAUUUUGAUUCCUUAAUGAUAAUUAUCUCUCCCUGAAAAUCUGUCUUAAACAAUAAUAAAAAUAGUAAUAGUAAUAAUAAUAAUAAUAAUUCUGGAGUAAUGACUGAUCGAUCAUGCACACACCCACCCAUAAUCCCUUUCUUUCCGAUUGGAUAAAUGAUUUAUUGCUUCCUAUCGAUUGUUUUACUGUGUUGUUACUGUCUUCCAGAAAUUGAAAGCACAGAAGUAGAGUAAGUAACCUGUUGUUCUCAUUCCCAUAGUUUUCUUCUUCUUUGUUUUUUUUGUUUGUACUAAAGACGAUAACUUUCCCCCGGUGCGCUUGGUUGGUUGCCUGGUGUUCAUAUGCUUUCCAAGAAGAACACGUCCUUGUUCCUCAUCCUUACAUCUUCAUUUUACUGAAGAUGUAUGAUUAUUGCUUCGAUACAUUUCUUCCACGUGUUGUUUUCUCUCCUCUCUUUCAUUAUUAUUACUAUUAUGUAUCUUUGCUACAGAUGAAUAAAGCUUUAUAAAUUAGAAUUAAAAGAACACUAUUACAAAUUUAUUGAUGAUUUAUGUCACAGCGUGUUUCUUUUUUUGUUUUGUUGUUGCUGUUGUCGAGGUCUACUACACUUGAUUCCUUCUAUUCGUACCUAUUAUCUGAUUACAACACACAACUCUCUGCGCAGUAUUCAGCAGUUUUCGUGUGCAUAUAUUGGUCAUGUGUGAUAUUUUUGUUUUGGUAAGUUAAAGUCUGUCGACGACUUUUCACAUCUACAUGGUGGAAGUAAGUAGUAGUGUACCCCUACCCCACUUCUUAUCUAGUAGUCAUUCCUUUGUCUGAUUCGAGAAAGAGAGACAGCGAAAAGUAUGAUGGUUGUUUUUCAGUUCUCCAACCUAUGUUUGAAUCGUACUCAACCUAUUGUUCUUUUGUACACAUAUUGGGACACAUUGAGCGACAAAAUUAUAGAGGACGACGCCGCCGACUACGCUAACAAGACAAAUGAUAAUCAUAAUAGUGAUGAUGAUGAUAUUGUACAGCACUUUAAUUCUGUAUCUUUUUUUAUCUGUCCAGCUUACCAUCAUCAAAUCUUUGUAUGUUUGUUUCCAUCUAGGUCUGUGAUUAGCCUUUACUACAUUGGUGUGUGUUUAUGUGUUGUUGUGAUUGUAACUGAUCCCUUCAGACUAUGUGUGUUCGCUUAACAUGAUAUUUUGUAUGUGCGUAUGUGUGCAUGUGUGUAUUGUAGUUGUGUAAUUAUGUAUUAUUUGCUUGAUUCUUUUGUAAUUUUCUCUUUCAUCACCCUUUCAUCUUUCAAAGUGUUGAAGCAUAUCCUGCCCUGUUAUUCUUUAAAAAAUAAUUCACUACAGUUAUUGUUGAAUGAGUGAGUGAACGUUCAUGUGUGUAACUCUUUGGUUCUUUCUUUUCUUCUUUUAUAUAGAAUUAUAAUAGUGUUAAUAUUUCUUUUUCCAAAUAAAAAAGAUUAUUGUUCUUAUAAAAUUAGUGUUACUUCAUUUUUUU
Messenger RNA from Trichobilharzia regenti, 6800 nucleotides. The record is from the annotation of a GenBank genome assembly. Lineage: Eukaryota; Metazoa; Platyhelminthes; Trematoda; Strigeidida; Schistosomatidae.